AUUUCGCGAUAUUUUUUUUCCGAUCCGAGCAAUUACCUCUGGUACCGCGUUCUCCAAAUUGGAGCUGAGCUUGCGGCUGCUCCGCCGCGGAUCUGAUAGUGAUUUUCAAGAGCUUUGCUUGUAUGGUGACAGUCUGCAAGCAAUACGUGAAAACAGUGCACGAACAUAUUACGAAGGAAGUGAUACUCUCGUCAAAAAGACUCGACUGCAUGCAGGGCUCAAUUCGCGCUCCAAAAUGGCAGACAGUCUGAUUCCGAGGCUUCUAGUUUCCAAUUCAUCAAAAGUGUCGAUUCAUUCCGUGGAAAGUGCGAAAGCUGCGGCCUUCAGCAUUGACAGGCUACUCGCACCCUGCAAAGAAUCCGUUCAAGGCACUUCUGUGCCGUUUCAGGAUCAACAGCGGAAUACUUUUCGCAAUGAAACUAUCCUUCGAUCAGAGUCUACCGAACAAGAAUCGAGGCUGACAAGAACCGUGCCAGACUCUUCGAUGUCAGUGACGGAAGAAGAGGAACAAAUAGACCUGGAAGACGUGGAUAUAGUUUGUUCAACGUCACCUGAGCCCGAAAUCAGCUACGAAGCCUGCACGAGCAGCAGUGGAACAAACUUGUCAUCGAGCAGCACCGCCGGGGAUGACAACCCCUUGGCGCGACCCGGAAGCGGCUGUGGAACGAGCGACGAAGAGCGGAAGAAGCGACCACGCACCGCAUUCACUGCCGCCCAGAUCAAGUCCUUGGAAGCUGAGUUCGAGAGGAACAAAUACCUGAGCGUUGCUAAGCGAUUGCAGCUGAGCAAAAGCCUCAAGCUCACCGAGACUCAGAUUAAAAUUUGGUUUCAAAAUCGGCGAACGAAGUGGAAAAGAAAGUACACUAACGACGUCGAAUUGCUUGCUCAACAGUACUAUUCCAGCUUGGGAAUCCCAACGCCGAGGCCAAUAUUUGUUGGUGAUCGCCUAUGGUUUUUCAACUACCCAGGGCAGCCAACGCACCCGGGAAGCCCGUUGCUGCCGUCGCUGUCUCACCUAACGCCAAUGGCUAUUCCUCCAUCAAUGCCGAGCGUGCAACCAUUGCCGAGCAAUCUUUCUCCUGGUCAGCACGCCGCCAUAUUCCAGGGCCUACCUUCACCCCACUCUUCGCAUCACGCGACGCAGCGAUUAGACUACAGGCUUGUUCAUCCUCAUCGCACCGAGGAAUCAUGAGAACGGCAUACAUGCAGUGGGAGUUAUGAGAUUAUGCAAUUGAGUCACUGCAGCUUGUCUAUUAGCUAUAAAAAUUUGAAGUUCAGUUACGGU
Molecule: messenger RNA, 1285 nt
Organism: Diprion similis
Lineage: Eukaryota; Metazoa; Arthropoda; Insecta; Hymenoptera; Diprionidae
Product: homeobox protein MSH-D-like
Exons: 5
Coding region: 236-1192 (318 amino acids)
Biological process (GO): central nervous system development; regulation of DNA-templated transcription; neuron differentiation
Molecular function (GO): DNA-binding transcription factor activity, RNA polymerase II-specific; DNA binding
Source: RefSeq, a predicted model, not a curated record